Molecule: messenger RNA, 1938 nt
Organism: Ricinus communis (castor bean)
Lineage: Eukaryota; Viridiplantae; Streptophyta; Magnoliopsida; Malpighiales; Euphorbiaceae
Exons: 5
Coding region: 1-1938 (645 amino acids)
Molecular function (GO): nucleic acid binding; RNA-DNA hybrid ribonuclease activity
Source: RefSeq, a predicted model, not a curated record
AUGGCGGAUGUAUCUGAAAAUGAAAUUAAAGUUGUUGUGUUCUCACAACACCCAAAUAAAUCGCCUGGCAUAGAUGGAAUGAAUCCUGCUUUUUUCCAGCACUAUUGGGAUAUUGUAAAAAAUGAGGUGGUCGCUGAGAGAAUCAAAGCACUUUUUGUUCAUAAGAGACUCAUUACUGAUAACAUAAUGUUGUCCUUUGAAGUGAUGCAUUAUAUUAGUAGAAGACGACAGGGGAAGGAAGGGUAUGCUACUCAGAUGAUUAUGUUGAGACUGGGUUGUGCUAACAAAGCUAUUCAGAUGAUUAUGGCCUGUGUGACUAGUGUGAGGUAUUUUAUCAUGCAUGGAAAUGAAAAGUUAGGUCCUAUUUACCCCUCUAGGGGCUUAAGGCAAGGAGACCCACUUUCGCCUUAUUGUUUCAUUCUAUGUGUGAAUUGGUUGAGUAAUAUGCUUAAUGCAAAAGCGGCUCAAGGGAUGAUUAAUGGUGUUCAGGUUUGUAGAAGGGCUCCGGUCGUAACUCAUCUUUUCUUUGCAAAUGACAGUCUCCUCUUCUUCAAGGCAAAUAUUGAUGAGCUUGGCCAUAUAAAAGCAGUACUCGAUCAUUAUAAACAUUUGUCUAGUCAAAUGGUGAACUUUGCAAAGUCGGCUGUAUUUUUUAGUCCAAACGUCAAAGCUGAAUGUAAAAGCUUACUAUUGGCUAACUUGGAUGUUGCUGAAAUGGGAAUUGAAGGGGACAUUGAAACAAUGCUGAACUCAUUCUGGUGGGGCUCGAAAAGAAUGGAUGGGCAAAAAGGCAUUUCUUGGUCUACGUGGGACAGUUUAAGCAGACCAAAAGAAUAUGGUGGCAUGGGAUUUCGAAAAAUCCAAACAAACCUGCCAUAUGAGUUAAGGCUGCAACCUGUCUGUAGUCUUCUUAAGCCAGGAACAUGUGAUUGGGAUCAAGAGAUUUUGAAUGAUUUAUUCUCUGAAAGAGAUAAAAACCUUAUUAACAGUAUUAUUCUUAUUCCUACAGCUGGUACAGAUCAGUUGUUCUGGUUCAGAGAUGCAAAAGGUAAAUUUUCUGUUAAGGAUGUGUAUUGCAUCCAACAACCCAAUUUCUCUGUGUUGCACCCUUCUGAUGUUGCUAUUCGGAGAAGAUUAUGGAAGUUGAAUAUUGCGGCUAAAUGUAAAGUGUUUAUGUGGAGAGCUUUAACAAAUCGGUUGCCAGUCCGAACGAAUUUGGUGAUGAGAAAAGUAACUGAGGAUAGUAGCUGCCCUUGCUUUUUUGGGCGUUUCAAUGAUAGUAUAGUGGCAUCCAUUGUGGUAAUUUAUUGGAGUUUAUGGACUAAUAGGAAUGAUGUCGUGUGGAACAGAAAGAAACUGAGUUGGAGAGCAGUAGCAUCUAGAGCUAGUUCUUUUCUUUUCCAAUGGGGGAAGGCAAGGAAGUUGACGGACUAUUUUGCAGGUGGAGACUGUUUAUGGCAGAAGCCAGCAACAGGGAAAUACAAGCUAAAUGUUGACGCCAGCUCUAGUGUUGAAAGAGGAAAAUCAGGAGCAGGCUUUGUUCUAAGGGACGACGCGGGAGCUUGGAUAACAGGUGUCUUAAUUACUAGACCAUAUAUUGUCAAUCCAGAUGUAGCAGAAGCAUGGGCACUAAAAGAGGCUCUGUCCCGGAUUCAUGCGAAAGGGAUGGAAGAAGUCCAAAUUGAAACUGAUUGCCUACGAAACAUUGAGCUGCUAGAGGAAGAGUUGCAUCUGAAUUCAUAUUUGCUUUGUUUGCUGAAGGAUUGUCAGGAUUUGAUUAGAGUUUUAAAUAGAUGUAAUCUUAUUUUUGUUUAUCGAUCAGCGAAUACGGUUGCCCAUAUGAUUACAAAGGCAGCGUGUUCUGUGCCUGUUCGAUUAGAAAGCUCUACAGCAUUUGAGUUUGUAACGGAAGCACUUUUGAAUGAUUUAAUGAAUUAA